AUGAUUUCACGACUUAGUUUUUCGGCUGUUUCACGAUUAUUGGGUUCGAACUGCACAUCAACAUAUGCUCCCAUUUCAUCGAAUGCUUAUCAAUAUCGAUCUGCAUCAACCAAUCCAAACCUCAAUGAAGUAGUGAUCGUCAGCGCUGUUCGAACACCAAUUGGUACAUUUCGUGGAAGUCUUGCAUCUGUACCAGCACCUAAACUCGGUGCUACAGCUAUAAAAGCAUGUUUAGAACGUGCAAAAAUACCUGCCAAUCGUGUACAAGAAGUUUAUAUGGGUAAUGUUGUUCAAGCUGGUGUUGGUCAAGCGCCAGCACGACAAGCAUCACUCUAUGCAGGUUUACCACAAGAAACACUUUGUACAACAAUCAAUAAAGUAUGUGCAAGUGGUAUGAAAGCUAUUAUGAUGGCUUCACAAAGUCUUAUGUGUGGUCAUCAAGAUAUUAUGAUUGCUGGUGGUAUGGAAAGCAUGUCAAAUGCACCUUAUUAUUUUCCACGAGGAGAUACACCUUAUGGAAAUCUUCAAUUAGAAGAUGGUAUUGCUAAAGAUGGUUUAACUGAUGCAUAUGAUCGAAUUCCAAUGGGUUUAUGUGCAGAAAAAACAGCAAAAAAAGAAAAUAUUACACGUGCAGAUCAAGAUGCUUUUGCUAAACAAUCUUAUGAACGAACAGCUAAAGCGUGGAAAGAAGGAAAAUAUAAUGCUGAAGUUGUACCAGUAACUGUAAAAACAAAAAAAGGUGAAGUUAUUGUAAAAGAAGAUGAAGAAUAUAAAAAAGUUGAUUUCGAAAAAAUGAAAACAUUAAGAACUGCUUUUCUCAAAGAUGGAACAAUAACAGCUGCAAAUGCAUCGAAAAUUAAUGAUGGUGCUGCUGCUUGUUUAUUAAUGACACGUCAAGCUGCUGAUGAACUUGGUUGUAAACCAUUAGCCCGAAUAAUUGCUUUUGCUGAUGCUGAAACUGCACCAGUUGAUUUUAGUAUAGCACCUAGUUUGGCUAUUCCAAAGCUUUUAAAACUUGCAAAACUUGAUAAGAAUGAUAUUGCUAUGUGGGAAGUUAAUGAAGCAUUUAGUGCUGUUGUAUUAGCUAAUGCAAGAUUACUUGGUAUUAGUCUUGAUAAAAUGAAUGUACAUGGAGGAGCGGUUGCACUUGGACACCCAAUUGGAAUGUCUGGUGCAAGAAUUGUCGUACAUUUAUGUCAUAGUUUAAAACCCGGUGAAAAAGGUGUUGCCGGUGUAUGUAAUGGUGGUGGUGGAGCAUCAAGUAUUUUGAUUGAAAAACUUUAA
Rotaria sordida is the source of this 1284-nucleotide messenger RNA. The record is from the annotation of a GenBank genome assembly. NCBI's taxonomy places the organism in Eukaryota, Metazoa, Rotifera, Eurotatoria, Philodinida, Philodinidae.